This is a messenger RNA of Acomys russatus (golden spiny mouse), 2169 nucleotides long. RefSeq names its product zinc finger and BTB domain containing 5 (gene Zbtb5). Gene Ontology annotation, cellular component: nucleus. Lineage: Eukaryota; Metazoa; Chordata; Mammalia; Rodentia; Muridae. The coding region runs from base 50 to 2062 and encodes 670 amino acids. The transcript has a single exon. Gene Ontology annotation, molecular function: protein binding; RNA polymerase II cis-regulatory region sequence-specific DNA binding; DNA-binding transcription factor activity, RNA polymerase II-specific. The record is from RefSeq and is a predicted model, not a curated record. Gene Ontology annotation, biological process: regulation of transcription by RNA polymerase II.
AAGGUUUGUUAGGUCGUAACACUUUCUUCCCUUGCGUUUUCUACAGGCAAUGGAUUUCCCCGGGCACUUUGAGCAGCUCUUUCAGCAGCUGAACUACCAGAGACUCCAUGGCCAGCUCUGUGACUGCGUCAUCGUGGUGGGCAACAGGCAUUUCAAAGCCCACCGCUCCGUGCUGGCCGCGUGCAGCACGCAUUUCCGAGCGCUGUUCUCAGUGGCGGAGGGAGAUCAGAGCAUGAACAUGAUCCAGCUGGACAGCGAGGUGGUGACGGCAGAGGCCUUCGCUGCGCUGAUUGACAUGAUGUACACCUCCACCCUCAUGCUAGGGGAGAGCAACGUUAUGGAUGUCUUAUUGGCAGCCUCUCACCUGCAUUUGAACUCUGUCGUUAAGGCAUGUAAACAUUACCUGACGACAAGGACGCUGCCCAUGUCCCCCCCCAGCGAGCGUGCUCAGGAGCAGAGUGCCCGCAUGCAGCGCUCCUUCAUGCUGCAGCAGCUGGGGCUGAGCAUCGUGAGCUCAGCUCUCAGCUCCAGCCAGAGCGCCGAGGAGCCAGCAGCCCCCAUGAGCUCUGCCAUGCGCAGCAACCUGGACCAGCGGACGCCCUUCCCCAUAAGACGCCUUCACAAGCGCAAGCAGUCCGUAGAGGAACGGGCCCGGCAGCGCCUCCGGUCCUCUAUGGACGAAACUGCCAUCUCGGAUGUUACUCCUGAGAGUGGGCCUCCAGGAAUCCAUUCCCGGGAAGAAUUCUUCUCACCGGAUUCUCUGAAAAUUGUGGAUAAUCCUAAACCCGAUGGGAUGGCUGACAACCAGGAAGACGGUGCUAUGAUGUUUGAUCGGCCUUUUGGUGCUCAAGAAGAUGCCCAAGUUCCCAGCCAGUCAGAUGGCAGUGCUGGCAACAUGGCCUCUCGUGCGACUCAGGUUGAAACUAGUUUUGAACAAGAAGCUGUAGCUGAGAAAGGCAGUUUCCAGUGUGAAAACCCUGAGGUUGGCCUUGGGGAGAAGGAGCACAUGAGAGUGGUGGUGAAGGCCGAGCCCCUGAGCUCUCCCGAGCCACAGGACGAAGUAAGUGACGUGACCUCACAAGCCGAGGGCAGUGAGUCUGUGGAGGUGGAAGGCGUGGUGGUCAGUGCCGAGAAGAUAGACCUGAGCCCUGAGAGCAGCGACCGGAGCUUCUCAGACCCCCAGUCCAGCACCGACAGGGUUGGGGACAUCCACAUCUUGGAGGUCACAGACAACCUAGAACAUAAGGCCUCUUUCAGUAUUUCCAGUUUUCUCAACAAGAGCAGGGGCAGUAACUUCAGCACCAGCCAGAGCGCCGAUGACAACAUCCCCAACACCACUAGUGACUGCAGGCUGGAGGGCGAGGCCCCUUACCUGCUGAGUCCAGAGGCCGGGCCAGCAGGCGGGCCUUCCUCUGCACCUGGUUCCCAUGUGGAGAACCCGUUCAGUGAGCCCGCAGACUCCCACUUCGUCAGACCUAUGCAGGACGUGAUGGGCCUGCCGUGUGUGCAGCCCUCAGGCUACCAAGGAGAACAAUUUGGCAUGGAUUUCUCCAGGUCUGGCUUGGGCCUCCACCACUCCUUCUCCAGGGCAAUGAUGGGUUCCCCAAGAGGGGGAGCCAGUAACUUUCCGUACUACCGACGCAUAGCUCCAAAAAUGCCAGUUGUAACUUCUGUCAGGAGCUCACAGCUCCCUGAAAACUCAGCUAGUUCCCAGCUAAUGAUGAACGGGGCCACCUCAUUUGAAAAUGGCCACCCUUCCCAGCCUGGCCCUCCGCAGUUGACCAGGGCAUCUGCCGAUGUCUUGUCAAAGUGCAAGAAGGCCUUAUCUGAGCACAAUGUCUUGGUUGUGGAGGGAGCUCGCAAGUAUGCCUGCAAAAUCUGCUGUAAAACCUUCCUGACCCUGACGGACUGCAAGAAGCACAUCCGAGUCCACACAGGAGAAAAGCCGUACGCCUGCCUCAAGUGUGGCAAGAGGUUCAGCCAGUCCAGCCACCUGUACAAACACUCGAAGACGACAUGCCUGCGCUGGCAAAGCAGCAACCUCCCCAGCACUUUGCUCUAACCACCUCUCCUCCUAAGACAGCACAUAGGCCACUUGUGUACUAAAACUGAAAUGGCUGUGGGCAGGCAGCUAUUGCCACUGGACUUGAGGGCUCAGCUGUCGCGGCU